Molecule: messenger RNA, 2273 nt
Organism: Aspergillus pseudotamarii
Lineage: Eukaryota; Fungi; Ascomycota; Eurotiomycetes; Eurotiales; Aspergillaceae
Product: putative nucleotide-sugar transporter
Exons: 2
Coding region: 142-1941 (599 amino acids)
Biological process (GO): UDP-glucose transmembrane transport
Cellular component (GO): cis-Golgi network; endoplasmic reticulum-Golgi intermediate compartment; Golgi apparatus
Molecular function (GO): antiporter activity
Source: RefSeq, a predicted model, not a curated record
CGUUGAUCUACCACUGAUGGAGUCAUUUACAUUCUAGCGAAAACUUUCUUUUCUUCCCCCUCCUCUAACCACUUUCCUUGAACUCUUCCCUCCCUCCCCCCUGAAGACCCUCCCCCUCUUUCAACAAGCUAGCAUUCCAGGAUGGGUCUAUCUCCCUCGGGAAAUCACCAUCGCCGGCGGAGCUCAGUGCUCACGGGUACCGGGGGCCCCUCACAGGUAGGCCCGACCGAGCAGAGGGACGAUAACCCGCGCACCAAUGGCGACUCUGUCAGCUAUAAACGGGAAGAACAGAAAGCCGCCGAGGACGCAGACGUGUCCGACCUCUCGUCGAUCGCUGAGAGCUCCGAGGACGACCUCCAAGAUGAUGAAGAGACCGGUCUGACCGCAAAACAGAGACGCCAGCGACGGCGGCGAAGAAAGCAACGGAGACAGUUGGAUGCUCGGAUCGCCGGAGUCAAGGGUUCCCAGAGUGAUGUGUUCUCGGUUGGGUUGGCGGAUCGAAACGUGAUGAGGAGGCUGUUGGUCAACGCAGGGUUGAUUCUGAUGUGGUAUUUCUUUUCGUUGGCGAUAUCAAUCUACAAUAAAUGGAUGUUUUCCGAGGAUGAUGUCGUCUUUCCCUUUCCGUUAUUUACCACCAGUUUACACAUGCUCGUCCAGUUCUCACUAUCAUCCUUCAUCCUGUACCUGAUUCCUUCGCUGCGCCCCCGGGCGCCCGCGUCAUCGCCUUCCGGAUCACCGAUGAGGCAGCAAGAUGGGUCCGAGAAUAGUGUCGUAUCGAAAGCAUUCUAUUUCACACGUCUUGUUCCUUGCGGUGCAGCAACUUCCCUUGAUAUUGGGCUGGGCAAUAUGUCGUUGAAAUUCAUCUCUCUCACGUUCCUUACUAUGUGUAAAUCAUCUGCUUUAGCCUUCGUCCUACUAUUUGCUUUCCUCUUCCGCCUAGAAACUCCGUCAGCUAGGUUGAUCGUUAUCAUCGCUACAAUGACUAUCGGUGUCGUCAUGAUGGUCGCAGGCGAGACUGCUUUCAACAUUCUCGGGUUCCUGCUAGUCAUCGCAUCCGCUUUCUUCUCGGGCUUCCGAUGGGGCUUGACACAAAUCCUUUUGCUGCGGCAUCCAGCUACGGCUAACCCAUUCUCUACCCUCUUUUUCCUUACUCCCGUCAUGUUUAUCUCCUUGAUUACUAUCGCGCUGGCCGUGGAAGGCCCAUCUCAGAUUGUUACGGGCUUCGUCGCUCUCAGCGACGCUCAUGGUGGCAUGCUUGCGACCUUUCUCCUCAUAUUCCCUGGUAUCCUGGCGUUUUGUAUGAUCUCAUCCGAAUUUGCGCUUCUCAAGCGUUCAUCAGUCGUCACAUUGAGCAUCUGUGGUAUCUUCAAAGAAGUGGUCACGAUAAGCGCAGCAGGUGUGGUAUUCCAUGACCAGCUCACACUCAUAAAUAUUGUGGGUCUCGUCAUUACCAUCAGCAGCAUCGGUUCCUACAAUUAUAUGAAGAUCUCCAAGAUGCGUGCCGAAGCUCGGAAGGGCACGUGGGAGCCUGAGCCAGAGUCGGACUCGGAAACAGAAGACUCGGAUCCCUCCCGAGGUCGCGGAGGAUAUCACCGCGUUGCAAAUCCGGAAACAAGUAUGCUACGCGCUUCGUCGGAUACACGUGGCGAUCAAAAUGUCAACAUUACGCCCGCUGAUGAUUCGAUUCUUGGUCGGCGGUCAUUCCGUGUUCGAGCCAGCGGUGCCAGCAGCAGCACACAAGGGCUUACUAUUUCUACCGCUAACUUAAGUGACCAUGAUAAAGUGUGCUCGCCACGAGUGUCUGCCCCAUCUCCUUUGAAGUCAGCGCCACCGGUCGUGGUCUCUGCCGAAUCUGAACUACAGAAAGCGGGACGAAGUCUCGGUACGGGAAGUCAGCUUCAAUCGUCGCCUGAAAGAGCAUCCUCUCGCGAGAGGCGUUAGGCUGGGUUGCUACCUCGUUUUAGCGGUUCUUCUAUAUUCCAUUGUGCUGGACGCCACGGCUAUGGUUCGUCCCGCACUUGCGCUUUCCCUCUUCCAUGCCCAGGUUUCAUCUGGUUGUUUUAGGGGUUCGCCCCGAUCAAAUCAGAACGAACAGGUCGAGGGGCCGAUAUAAUCGCUUGGAUUCAGAAUUUCCAAGUGCGAUAUCGAGGCAUGGCGCUCUCAUAUCUUUUAUAUCAAUUGCAACACUUCAAGGAUUGCCUGGAAGUGCCCAGGGAGUCUCGCAUAUUCUGGCCGAGUCACUCAUAUAGACAGCGAUUUGUGUGAUACCAUGU